Molecule: messenger RNA, 837 nt
Organism: Lactuca sativa (garden lettuce)
Lineage: Eukaryota; Viridiplantae; Streptophyta; Magnoliopsida; Asterales; Asteraceae
Source: RefSeq, a predicted model, not a curated record
AUGACCCCUACAACCCCUUACUCUCCUGCACCUCCAAAGGGUGAGAUCACAGCAACUAAAGAGGAACCUGCUUUAUCUUUGGACACAACUCAAGGAAACCCAAAUAGUGUGAAGGGGAACACUACUUCUACCCCUGUGAGGCCAACUUCAUAUCAGAAUUUAUCUUUCAAUCCAAAUGGAACCUAUGGAAGAGGCAAAAUAUACAAAAUGUCUAUUACUAGAGCAUAUGGAAGGGUGGAUGCAGAUGGUUCCAGGUAUCUACUUGGUGACAAUCAUAUUAGUUUUCCUCAAGUAGAAGUUAAGAGUUUUCCAGCAGAAGCAAUCAAUCCUCUUGCUUGCAAUACUGAUGGUACUUACAUAGUAGGAGGAGUUUCAGGUCAUAUUUACUUGUGGGAGGUUGCAACUGGUAGAUUAUUAAAGAAAUGGCAUGGUCACUAUAGGCCUGUUACUUGCUUGGUCUUUUCUAAUGAUCAAUCACUUUUGAUUUCUGGAUCUAAGGAUGGAACUGUUAGAGUCUGGUCACUUCUGAUGAUAUUUGAUGAGGAAGGACAACAGAGAGCAGGACAUCUAUAUGAAUACAGUUUCACUGGUCAUGCUUUACCUGUAUGGAGCCUAACUAAAGGGACAUUGUUGAGAAAUAUUGUGUUCCCUUCAAAACAUGCAUUGUGCAUGACAAGGCCCUUAUUACUGGUUACUGCAUCUAUUGACAAAAUGGUUCUCAAGAAAACAAUUAGUGUUGAUGGUGAUCUAAAAAUGGGUGGUUCUGUUGUAUGGUUGGGCGAUCUUCCAUUAAAGUUCAACUUGGAGUCACUCAGCUAUCAAUCGAUAGCACUGUAA